AUGGUGUCUACCCGCAAAUCCACCCGCUCCUCCUCUGGUCUCGGCGAAGAACCGGCUGUCACCUCUCCCACAAAGCCAAGUGCUAGUCGUAAGAGAAAGACCGAAGAAGAUGCAUCUGAGUCGGUUAUUGACGGAUCAAAGCACCCUACAAAGCAAGCCAAAAAAGCAACUGUGGAAGAUGAUUCUGGAGCAGAGGGAAAAAAUAGCCCGAAGCAAACUACACUUGAUAGCGCGCUUAAGCAGCAACCGCGAGAGAAUGAUGCUACCGGGGAUGUGGUUACUGAAGAACCCAAGGGUGUCGAGGAGGCACAGGGUCAAACCCCUGCAGACGAAGAGCAACUCCAAAAUGAAUCCAAAUGCGCCAUCACCGUUUCCUCCGAGCGUGAGGAAAAAGUAAAAAAAUCCCCGAUUAUGGAAAAAGGAAUAAUCUAUUUCUUCUUCCGCCCCAAGGUUGCAGUUGAUCACGCUGAGAGUAUCGAUGAUGUGCAGAGGAGCUAUAUAGUUCUUCGGCCCUUGCCAUUGGGCGCAAAACUUAACGACGGGAAGGUGGGGGAUAGUGAUAGAGAGAGUCACCAUAGGCUUAUUGCGAUCCCCAAAAAGAGACUGCCGGAACGCGGAUACGAGAGAUUUUUGACAUUCGUGGAGGAACCAAAGAUCUCGGCAGCCGACCUGAAAAGCCGAUUUUUGAAGGGAAGUACAUAUAUGACGAAAACACAAGGAGAGCGAAAAAACUCACCCAUGGAACCUAUUGGCGAAGGCAUAUAUGCUCUUACAAAGACCGAAGAAGAGCGGUCAACCCAUCUUGCUUACAUCCUCACACUUCCUUCCACACUGGAUGAACUUCAAAAAGACUUUGGCUUAAAAUCGCGUGGAUCAUUUGUGGUUAACGUGAGAAACCCUCAAACACCAGCUCCACCACAGGCAGGUAUUCCAGACCCCGCAGAGUAUUCAAAAGAGAUAAUGGAAGAGUUCCGUGGCCUCAAAUGGGGCGCUCUAGAGCCAAAGCACCUGGACUACAAGCACGCAGAAGUGCUGUUUAUUGGUCAGAGUGGAUCCGAGGUGCCGGGAGAGGGGAAGCAUGAGGGCACUAGUGAUGAGAUGGAGAAGCUGGAGGGCGAGGAUGAGGUGAGGGUUAGACACCUUAAAGGUAAUGAGGCUAUCUUUGCAGACUUGGAACUUGAUAGGAAAGAAUUUGGGGGGGUGGGGAAUACAUGGUAG
Molecule: messenger RNA, 1218 nt
Organism: Morchella importuna
Lineage: Eukaryota; Fungi; Ascomycota; Pezizomycetes; Pezizales; Morchellaceae
Exons: 4
Coding region: 1-1218 (405 amino acids)
Source: RefSeq, a predicted model, not a curated record